AUGAAACUGCUUCUCGACCGGCGAGGCGACCAGAUCACCAUUACUAAAGGGGUGGUGAAGGCUGCAGCAGGAAACGAAGUGGCUGGCGAGCAAGUGAUGAAACUGCUUCUCGACCGGCGAGGCGACCAGAUCACCAUUACUGAAGAGGUAGUCAAAGCUGCAGCAAGGAACAAUUGGAAAGGCGAGCAAGUAAUGAAACUACUUCUCGACCAGCGAGGCGACCAGAUCACCAUUACUGAAGAGGUGGUGAAGGCUACAGCAGGAAACGAAGAGGCUGGCGAGCAAGUGAUGAUACUA
This is a messenger RNA of Colletotrichum godetiae, 297 nucleotides long. RefSeq lists its product as uncharacterized. NCBI's taxonomy places the organism in Eukaryota, Fungi, Ascomycota, Sordariomycetes, Glomerellales, Glomerellaceae. The record is from RefSeq and is a predicted model, not a curated record. The transcript has a single exon. The annotation marks the transcript as partial.